CGCUAGCUUUAACUGUCAACGUCUCGAGUUGUCAUAGCAAAUGCAGGUCGUGACGGCGUCCAGAGAAAAACUUCAUUUACAGGAGUUUCCGGGAGGAAAAAAGUCGUGGUUUAAGUCGUCUUUAUUGCAUCUGCUGCUGGUUUAACAGAAGCUUGGUGAGUUUGUGGACUGAAGAGUGGAUUACACCGAGAGUCCAGGAGACAGAAUCUGUCAGUUAGUCGAGAGUAGCGGGUUUAUCUGCGACACGCCUCACAAUAACGCACACAUAACGGGUCAUGUCUCGUAGAAGUUCUCGCUUAAAGUCAGGCGGUUACUACAAUUCAGAUGAAGAAUCGGACUCAAGCAGCGUGACCAACAUAUCCUACCGCGAAAACCCGGUGAAAGUUUUCAAGAAGAAAGCAGGAACGCGAAAGGCUGCCACCCCCACUUCCAGUAGAGCCAGCAGUAAUGCCAGCUCUGCCACCCCUGAGAGACCUGUUACUCCAGGUCUAGACCUGUUUCCCUCAAGCGUGCAGCCCCAGCCUGUCAUGAGGACUGUACCUUAUGCUCCCAGCGCAGCCACUCCUCGUCCUGCUCUGACGGGGUCCUCACCCCCGAGCCAAACGCCCACCAAACGCUCCUCAGUAACCCCAGAGAAGAACACCAAAGCUGGGCUCAGCAUCUCUGAGAAAACGGGUGUAUACCACAGACCACACCUGAAGGGGCCCAGUCAAAGUGGGGCUGACAGCUCAGGGUAUUCCUCAUCUGAAGGCACCUACCUGAGGCCCUUACCUGCCACCAAUAGCAGCAGCAGCUCCACUGACAGCAGUAAAGUUCAGACUCCUAAUGCAGGAUACAUAGACCAGGUCCGCAGUGCCUUCUGGACUCUCAUCGACUCAGCCUUAGUGAUGACUGCUGAAGUCCAAUCCAAAAUCCCCAAUGUCAGAGCUUUAGGUACAGUUUGUGUGCCUACGCACCCAUCUAAUGCCUCCAUGAGCAGACGGACAAAGCAGGCCUGUGCUUUGGCCCUCCUCCUUCUCAUCUUACUUCUUUGCAUUUGGUUGCUCCUUCCAUUGUUUACGUCUCUCCUCCCCCACCUGACAGUCACACAGAUGCCGACACUCACACCAACAAAAAAACCAGAGAACCAGCCCUCCAUCUUUGCCGCUCCUCCUCCUCAACCCAGCGUCACACCUACACCUGUGAUGGAUCCAGCUGUUGUUUCUGCUGCUGUUGAGGCAAAGAUGAAGCAUUCUCUGGUGGAGCUUCAGAUAAAACAAGAGCAGCUUCUGUCUCAGCUGAAGGAGAAACAUCAGCUGGACAUGCAGGUUAUAAAAGCGAAGCUGGAGGCGGCCGACUCCAGCCUCCGUCUUCAUGUGGAGCAGGAAGUUGCCAGGCUGCUCAAGCAGAUUGAAGGUUCCCAGGCAGAAAGUCACUCUGCUGCUGCCAGCCUCAGCCUCAAAAUCCAAACCCUGGAGGCUCUGAAUGCCAAGCUGUCCCAGGAGUUGUUGUUCAUCCAGUCCACUCCAACCCCAUGUCCCAACAGCAGCCCAGCGCCCAACCAAAACUUCCUGACCCCAGAGCUCCAGCAGGCCAUGGAGAAGUGGCUCACUGAUCGCAUCAAGGAGCAGGAUGUGAUCAGGUUUGGAGACAGAGGGGGUUGUGCUGAGUGCAGACAGCCUUUGGCGGACAAAAUGGCUGACUUUGCCCUGGAGACUCAAGGGGCCAGUGUGAUCAGCACCAGGUGCUCAGAGACGUAUCGGAUUCGUUCAGCUUGCUUGACCCUGUUUGGUUUCCCUCUCUGGUAUCCAUCUGAAAGUCCACGCACUGUCAUACAGGGUUUCCCGGUGCUCCUUCCAGGAAAAUGCUGGGCAUUCCACGGCGUCCAAGGCACUCUGGUUAUCUCCCUCUCCCACCCCAUAAGGAUAAGUCAUGUGACACUGGACCACCUCCCUCGCUACAAUGCCCCCACCGGCCGCAUCGACUCUGCUCCCAAAGACUUUCAAGUCUACGGCAUGAAAAAUGACACAGAAGAAGGAAUGCUGCUCGGGGCUUUUACCUACGAUGAGAACGGAGAGUCAUCACAGACAUUCGAGCUGCCGAACCCGAGCGAUGUGGUUUAUCGGAUCGUAGAGCUGCGAGUUCUCUCUAACUGGGGUCACAUGGAGUACACAUGUCUGUACCGUUUCCGUGUGCACGGGAAGAUCGCUACCUCUUGAGCAGCUGCAGGGAGAACGUCUACAGGGCGGUGGUGCCAAUGGAAUGUGCUGUGCUCAGGACCAAAAGCCAGAUAUUUUAUGCUGACUCAUGUCACAUUUGUGAGAUGGCUGUGUGUCUGUCAGCAGGUUUUUGUUUUAAUGAUAUAUGCAGCUUUUAUUAGUUGACAGAGAGAAUGACAGUUGCUAGUGCAGUGCACACUGGCUUCAAAUAAAAGACAAAAAACAGAAUGAAAAAGUAAGAAGUUCUGGUAACUUUCUGCUUUGCUGAAAAUGAAUAUGGCACUGCACAUUUCUUAGUGUGUAUUUAUGAAGAAAAUUUAAAAAACGGAUUUUCUGAUUUGACUUUUUUUAUCGCGGUACUCAGAAGGACUAAAAGACAUAUUUCCUUGUUUCUGCAAAAAUCCUAAAUUUGAAAUGAAAGGUAGUGGUUACAGAAUCUCUCAGGGCUUUCCUCUCACGCCACGAGGAAUGAAGUGACAAACAUAAAGAAAAAAAUGUGUUUAUUCUUUUUUAUUGUGUUUUUCCUGUCCAUCAUGGGACUAUAAAGAAUUUCAGUACUUCACCGUGCAAGUUCGCCUGAUGCAAUAUACCAACCCACUGAGUGACA
This is a messenger RNA of Oryzias latipes (Japanese medaka), 2805 nucleotides long. It is a transcript of the gene sun2, whose product is annotated as Sad1 and UNC84 domain containing 2. NCBI's taxonomy places the organism in Eukaryota, Metazoa, Chordata, Actinopteri, Beloniformes, Adrianichthyidae. The record is from RefSeq and is a predicted model, not a curated record. Gene Ontology annotation, molecular function: protein-membrane adaptor activity. Gene Ontology annotation, cellular component: meiotic nuclear membrane microtubule tethering complex; nuclear envelope.